AUGUCAAGACAUGACGACACUCGAGCGUCAUGGAGUGGAGAGAACGAUGAGUUUCUUGUCAAGCCCAAGGCACGAGGGGAAACGCUCGGACUCAGGUUUCAAGAAGGAAGCCUGUUCGAUGGAUCGUACGCUGAUGGCAGAUAUUCAACGGUGCCACCAGGUAUUGCCUCUCUGACACCGAAGAGCAACGUCGAGACCCCUGCUGAACGAGCUGGUUUUUUCACGCGAAAACUUCUCGAAGGUGGUUCCUCCGGCGAUUACGAUGCAUCGGACAGCUCGGAAGACAUUCUACCCCCACCCAAGGAGAUAAAGAAGCAGAUGUCCAAGCGAGACCGUCGCAGCGCGGGUGCUGAAACUGGCGACGUGAUUUCGAAGUUGGUCGACGUUGACCGUCGAAGGUGA
Messenger RNA from Aphanomyces astaci, 402 nucleotides. RefSeq lists its product as hypothetical. NCBI's taxonomy places the organism in Eukaryota, Oomycota, Saprolegniomycetes, Saprolegniales, Verrucalvaceae. The transcript is spliced from 2 exons. The coding region runs from base 1 to 402 and encodes 133 amino acids. The record is from RefSeq and is a predicted model, not a curated record.